AUGGUUGAAAUGGACGCUCUUCAGCAGAAGUUUUCAAGUCGCAUGCGAAUCAUGGAAGACACAAACAAGUCCCUUCAUUCACAGUUGGUGCUGGCUCGCCGCGAACGAGACACGCACAAGGAGACUUUGGCCAAUGUUGAGCGCAAGAUACUUGAAGAUCGAAAAGCAAAGGAUUCUCGCGACACUGAAAUGCAGAGAGCUCAGGAGAAAAUCAAGGAUAUGCAAAAAUCGUUGGCUGAUGUACAGGCAGAGUUGGAGCGCGCUAACACGGAUCUACGUCUUACAAAGGAAGCCCGUAAGGCAGAUCAAAUUCUGUGGAAGAUCGACAGAGCCCGAGGUAAAUUUUUUGAGUUACAUUUCCACAUUCUGCACAAUCUGUCCAAUGAAGGUCGAAACGAAAAGCUCUCGGAUGAAGAUAUCCAUGCCGUUGAGCAGCUACAGACGAAGUUCCGCGACUGUGAGAAAUUCUAUGUGAAAGAAACGGAACGUCUGACAGAGAAGUUGAAAGCCAUGACACAAGAAUUCAAAAAGCAGCGUAACGCUCAUGAAAGGAUAGUCACAGAGCUGAGAGAACAUGUACGAGUGCUGGAGAUAGAACAACGAAAUCUUAGCCUAAAGAAGGACAAUCAAACAGCAGCCAGUGAGAUUUUGGAGGCAGGGGCGGCUAGACUACAACAGGCUGUGCACUUAAAUGAGCUGCAAAGGUUGACCAGAAAGUACAGAUUGAGUAGUAUUAUAGACCAGCUUCAAUUUGUCACCGAUCCUAUUCGACGCAACGGCAGAAAUGAAGUAGUAGAUGGCAAUCCGGACGGAAUAAAGUAUAUAAUCAAUCAACUGAUUGCUCUUCGCGAUGAGGACGCACAAGCAGUCGUGCCAGUGAGCGAUGACCGCUGUGGAUCAGCACAAACCUAUGGAGAAAAAAACACUUAUACCCCUUCGAUCAGUGAAUGUGACGGUACUUAUGACAACAUCAGUCAAUCAUCACUGAGCAUACGAUCCGUGGCGAGUAUGCCGGUUAAAAGCACUCUUGGCUCUGACAAUCGCAGUGGUUUCGAGCGUUACGGGAAGCACAUUUCUCGACGACCCUACCCUGAUCAUGCUGUGACAGCGCCGCAGGUCAUUCCACGAACUUCAUCUUUCGACCAACACACCGAGACUGGAUCGCAAUCGCACAGAGCAGGUACGACGAGCAUACUUUGUCGCGUGCGACGUGAAGAGCUCGCACGUGGUGGUCAGCCUUCCGUACGACUCAUGGCGCGAGCCUUCGAAGCUAUUGAUAACUGUCCCGCUGAAAAGCAAGGCUUCUUCAGUAUGAGGAAAUCGCGCUCGGUCGAAACGACACAGGGUAGGGACCCUAUCAAGGUGGAAACACCACCUCUCAAACAUAGCAUGAGUAACGUUGAGGUAGAGGAAGCUGCUUCGCCCUAUGCUACGCUACCGCGAGGCGGUCGCAAUCCUUUCAAGAAUAUGGGGUCGAAACUUGUUGAGAGAGUGAGGAGGAGCUUAUCACGAUCGAGUCGACAAAGUAGUGAAGCUCCAGAGUCAGCGGAUCCAAAAGUUGAUAAAAGUUCGUCCAAAGCGGUGAGUUGAGA
Molecule: messenger RNA, 1592 nt
Organism: Cylicostephanus goldi
Lineage: Eukaryota; Metazoa; Nematoda; Chromadorea; Rhabditida; Strongylidae
Source: the annotation of a GenBank genome assembly